ACAAUAAAUAUCGAUUGGAUGUGGACUUGGAUAUACGGUGAUAUCUACUUCCAAUAUAAAACCAUUUGACUUAAUUUACAGUGACAGAGACUAAAACGCGAUGCCCUCCGUGAAAACCCGUGAACUCAUUUGUAAAGUAUUUUUUGGGGUUAGUUUUGGGGUUAAAUGCGAAGACAUGUUUAUUUAUAUAUAUGUUUGAAAGCAAUUCGGCCUUUCGUCUUAUUUUGUCUGUAUGGGCAUUUCCCCCACUUCAGAUGUUAACUGACACUACACGGGUAAUGUUUUCCUUUCCUUUGUCCACUUUGCGUUAAUUUAGGCAUGCUCCCUUCCGCGCUGGUGGGCACCCAAAAGCUUGAGAAUCGUGUGUUCACUGUCUCAGCUGUUCCUAGCCGUAGUAGACCUACAUAGAUAAUACGCUUACACGACACGCGUGCCACCCUCCCAUUCUUUUAACCUCACCGCAAUGGGAGCUCUAUGGGAGCUCAUUAGUGAGCUAUCCUUACUCACCAAAAGAUGAUGUGUAGUAUUUUUUUUAACAAUUUUUUUUUUUUUUUUUUUUUGCUUCAAAUUCCGAUUUUGCUGGAGAGGAGUCGCGGGAAUACCUUUAUCCGCCUUUAAAGCACGAAGUUGUUGUGCAUGCCUAAAGAGUUGGAAAGUUUCUUCUCAAAAAAAUAUUUUUUUAUUUUUUUUUUACAAUUUUUUUUUUUUUUUUUUUUUUUGCUUCAAAUUCCGAUUUCGCUGGAGAGGAGUCGCGGGAAUACCUGUAUCCGCCUUUAAAGCACGAAGUUGUUGUGCAUGCCUAAAGAGUUAGAAAGUUUCUUCACGCUCCGCUAUGUGACGUCAGACUCUAAGUCAAUAGCAAGAGCAUGUUAGAUUGUAAUGAAACCGAAAGGCAAUACAAAUUUCAUAAAAUUGUUUAAUUCGCGAAUUUUUCUGUAUAAAAUCCGGAGUUCGGGAGUAUCAAUCCACUUCUGUAUUCUUGUUCAUACCGUCAUCUAAUCUUAUCAAAAAAAUUUGAAAAGUUCAUAUGAAGGUUUUGUAGUAAUUGAAAGAUAAACUCAACAAAUUUGUAUGUUCGUCCUUUUAAAUUCAUGAUUUUUUUUUUCUUCAUUAUAAAAAGAUAAUAUAUAUAUAUAUAGGCCUAUAUAUACCGGUAUAUAUCUUUAAGGCAUGCACAGGUAUGCAGUGUCAUGACACCAUAAACCAGGAGUAGCACGACACACCCGACACACUCAGAGAACCGCUUUCAGAAUGCAGCGGCAGGCCAAGUUCAAAACUUACGACAUGACGGUCGGCAUUCACAACGCCAAGUUGAAGGUGAUCGCCAGAAACGUGCUGAACAGCGACGUGCCCAUCCGCUACAAGAUCAGCCUGAGGGACGACAUACUGGCCAUGAAGGAGAAGGAAAGGCUCGGCUUCAACUUCAACAGGUGACGUCAUUUUUUGUUGGAGGGGUGGGGGGGAGAAGGGGGUGGGUGGAGGGCGAGGGAGGGUGAAGGUGCUGUGAGUGGAGUAUUGUAAAUCUACCCAUGGGUGGGAUAUUCUAGAUCUAUCCGUGAGUGGAAUAUUGUAAAUCUACCCGUGUGUGUGAUAUUCUAGAUCUAUUCGUGAGUGGAAUAUUGUAAAUCUACCCGUGUGUGUGAUAUUCUAGAUCUAUCCGUGAGUUUGAUACUGUAAACCUACCCGUGUGUGUGAUAUUCUAGAUCUAUCCGUGAUUGGAAUAUUGUAAACCUACCCGUGUGUGUGAUAUUCUAGAUCUAUCCGUGAGUGGAAUAUUGUAAACCUACCCGUGUGUGUGAUAUUCUAGAUCUAUCCGUGAGUGGAAUAUUGUAAAUCUAUCCGUGUGUGUGAUAUUCUAGAUCUAUCCAUGACUGUGAUAUUGUAAAUAUACCCGUUGGUGGGAUCUAGUAAAUCUACCUGUGAACUAAUGUUACUGAUUUUUUUACCAGGUCGCUGGCUGCGUCACUGAGGUCCAGGUGGGAUGUUGUGGAGAAUGCCACCAAGAGUUUCCUGCAGGAGAUUGUGGACAUGAACGACCAAAUUGAAGAUGACAGCAAGAAAAACGAGAGACAGAUCAUGGGACUCAUAUUUACUAGAUCUACCAACCUAGGUCUGGAAUCAAGGUGA
This is a messenger RNA of Lymnaea stagnalis (great pond snail), 2127 nucleotides long. The record is from the annotation of a GenBank genome assembly. NCBI's taxonomy places the organism in Eukaryota, Metazoa, Mollusca, Gastropoda, Lymnaeidae.